Molecule: messenger RNA, 2393 nt
Organism: Oncorhynchus mykiss (rainbow trout)
Lineage: Eukaryota; Metazoa; Chordata; Actinopteri; Salmoniformes; Salmonidae
Source: RefSeq, a predicted model, not a curated record
UUCAUGGCCCCUGCAGAUUUUGGAUUAAACAUACAUCAGGUUUUACUGGUUCCCUGCACGGAUAGCGCUGCUGUAAUCAGUCUGGUAUUUUAUAGGCUACACUUACUGGGCCUCAGGCAAUUAAAACUAUCUGGACUCUUGAAGAGGACGUUGUUCCAACAGACUCGUGUGGAGGUAGACGAUAAACAGACAUAAGGAUUGUUGGUGAAUAGGGUGUUGAACGUUUUCUUGACUCUAAUAGAACCAGUAAAAUCUUAUCCAAGAUCUUUCUGAAGUAAGAUUACUUUAGAUUAAUCGAGUUGAUAUUUAAAAGGACGUUUGAUUGCUUUGGUCUAGCUGUGACAAACAAAGUAACUGUAGUGUCAACUAGCUACAGAUGAACUGUCACGUUUUUUUUAUUUGAAGAAACGUUGAAGAAAGAAUAGCUUUCACGAUGGAUCGGGACAGAGCUAGCCCGUCGCCCUCCACCCUGCCAGAGUCCCCGGGUUGCAACUCUCCCGGUAGCGCCUUACUGCAGGGUCUGAAGAGGGUGUCUUCAUUGCUGAUCGACUGCAGGAAAACACCAAGGCAGAGUGGAUCUUCGAGAGGUGGACACGAGGAAAAUGGAGAUUUGAUUUCAUCAAGGGACUCUCCUCCACUCAGUGGGAGGGACUUAUCAUCUGGGGAGCUUCAACAACAACAUGUUGCUGACGAGGCAGAGAAGAGUGUCUCCCAAUCAGAACACCUCAAACACCAGCACAGACGUACAGGGAAGAAAUCUCACCACAGCUGCUCUGACUGUGGGAAGAGUUUCACUACACGGAGAUCCUUCAUAAUUCACCUGCGUAUUCACACCGGAGAGAAGCCUUAUCACUGUUAUCAGUGUGGGAAGAGCUUCAAUCAGUCAGGCAACCUGACAACACACCAGCUAACACAUACUGGAGUGAAGCCUUAUAGCUGUGAUCAGUGUGGGAAGAGCUUUGCUCGGUCUGGACAGCUGACUACACACCGGGUAACACACACUGGAGAGAAGCCUUAUAGCUGUGGUCAGUGUGGAAAGAGCUUUAAUCAGGCAGGCAACCUGACAGCACACCAGCUAACACACACGGGAGAGAAGCCUUACAGCUGUGAUCAGUGUGGGAAGAGCUUCAAUCACUCAGGCAACCUGACAGCACACCAGGUAACACACACUGGAGAGAAGCCUUAUAGCUGUGAUCAAUGUGGGAAGAGGUUUGCUCACGCUUCCAACCUAACUAGACACCAGUUAACACACACAGAAGAGAAGCCUUACAGCUGUGAUCAAUGUGGGAAGAGGUUUGCUCAAGCUUCCAACCUAACUAGACACCAGGUAACACACACUGAAGAAAAGCCAUACAGCUGUGAUCAAUGUGGGAAGAGGUUUGCUACAUAUUACACCUUCAAAUAUCAUCUGAGAAUUCAUACAGGGGAGAAGCCUUACCCCUGCCUUGAUUGUGGGAAAAACUUUGCGAGUGCAGGAUCCCUAACCAUACACCAGAGUGUACACACAGGAGAGAAGCCUUAUAGCUGUCAUCAGUGUGGGAAGAGCUUUGCUGUAGCUAACACCCUGAUUAUACACCAGCGCAUUCACACUGGAGAGAAGCCAUAUAGCUGUAAUCUGUGUGGAAAGAGCUUUGCUGUGGUUUCCACCUUGAAUAAACAUCAGCGCAUACACACUGGAGAGAAGCCAUAUAGCUGUGAUCAGUGUGGGAAGAGCUUUGCUCUAUCAGAUAAACUAACUAUACACCAGCGAACACACACAGGAGAGAGGCCUUAUAGCUGUGAUCAGUGUGGAAAGAGCUUUGCUCGAGCUUCCACCCUGAAUUCACACCAGCGAACACACACUGGAGAGAAGCCUUAUAGCUGUGAUCAGUGUGGAAAGAGCUUUGCUGAGUUAGGGACCCUGAAUUCACACCAGCGAACACACACUGGAGAGAAACCCUAUGUCUGUCUAUGUGGAAAGAGUUUUUCUCUUUUAGGGCAAAUUAAAAAACACCAGAAAUCAAAAACGUGCCAUAUUUCAUCUCCAUCCUAUACCCGACAGUGGUUAUAGAUCCCUAAAUUAAAGGCUCUAUAGAAAACAUAUCCAUCUCCCAUUCUUAAACAGUUGACUUAGUCUGAUCACCAUGGUAACCUCUGUGGAGCAUAAUAUGCAGCUCUGAUCUAGGAUCAGGUCUCCCCUGUGUCUUUGUAAUAUCACACAUUGGGAUCUAAAUGGAUAAAUGUUAUCAUAGACAAUGUCAUAUUGUGUGUGGGGGGAGGGGGUGAUGUUGAUAAUUGUAUCGUCUUUCAUAUACUCAUGAUACUAUUAUUAAAUCUCAUUAUGCAUAAUGUUUCAACAAUAGUUGUAUAUUCAUGUAUUCAAUUAAUCAAUAAAUCCAAUCCAAUAUCUUAUA